Molecule: messenger RNA, 3092 nt
Organism: Perkinsus marinus ATCC 50983
Lineage: Eukaryota; Perkinsozoa; Perkinsida; Perkinsidae
Product: RNA-binding protein, putative
Exons: 19
Coding region: 1-1833 (610 amino acids)
Cellular component (GO): ribonucleoprotein complex
Molecular function (GO): RNA binding
Source: RefSeq, a predicted model, not a curated record
AUGCCCAUCGAGAAUGGUGAGUCCCCCAUCAGCGAAGGGACUAGUGUGACUAAUGAUCAAACCGGUAACCUAGCGGCUGUCUUGUCUCUUGAUAAGGAGAGUGAUGAGCAAGGCCACGUUACUAAGGACCAGGGAGCAUCUACCUCACCAAUGCGUAGGGCGAUAGCUCUCUCACCGACUGUGGGAUUUGGUGCUGCUGCUGCUACCACUACGUUUACUAGUAGCGCUACUUCCUCAUCAAGUGCUACUACUACUAGUGACGACUGCAAGUUGUUCGUGGGGGCAUUGCCUUACUUCAUGACUGAACAAGAGCUCUACCCGUUGUUUGCCAAAUUUGGCACUAUCAUCGAGCUAUCAGUUCAACGUGACAAGUUAGGCCGCUCUAGAGGUUGUGCAUGGCUCCGAUACUCCAGUGUUACUGAGUGUGAGGCCUGUAUACGUGGACUCCACAACCAUUACUGGCUAGGCUCGAUGAAGCGACCGUUGCAGGUUAUAACACCUUAUUCCAACUUAGUGAAGGACACCGCUGUGGCACAGGUUCAGUUCUCCUCCUCGUCUCGUAGUUCUCCUACGACUGUCUUUUGCGACGACCAACAACAACAGUACGACCGGAGUUAUCAUCCUGAUGGCAAGAGCGAUGAUCUCGCUGUUCCUCCCAAGAAGCGGGUGUUCGUUGGUGGCUUGCCUAAGGACGCUGAUGAGCAUGACUUGCUCUCAAUGAUACAGUCAGUACAGGGCGAGGUAGUAUGUGACGUCAAGGUCGUCAGAAAGAACGGCAACUCUGAUGGAGCCGCCUUUGUCGAGUUCAUCACCCCUGAGCAAGCCCGAGCGUUUAUGGAGAUGUACGGGAGCGGUCAGCAGGCUAUUCUCCGCGGUCGGCCCAUUGUUCUCAGACUCGACUGGCCGAAACCGCAGGAUAUUGGCUAUGCUCAGAACCUGUCCUCGAUUAUUGCAGCUGCUACCGCGGCUGCCACGGCCGCUACUGCUAAGCAACAUGCAGCCUCAGUUGAUCGAAUGGUGUCGGACAACGCUGGCUACCGGUCUCGACAAAUCCCGUUCGAUGAUGGUUGCGAUGACACUCACUUCACGGGGAUCGGCAGCGAACCGCAGUCGGGAAACGAGGACAGUCCAUCACGGACCCUAUUCAUCUCGGGCUUGCCCAUUAGCUUUUCCCUGGAGAAUGUGGUCACCAUGUUCAACGUAUUCUGCCCAAUGCGAGAUGUUCAGCUAGUAUCCUUUCCGCCUGGAUGUGCCGUGGUCACGUUCGAUUCAGAGCAAGAUGCAGAACGAGCCCGCGUAACAUAUACUGGCCGAAGCUUCUCUGUGAGGCCCAUGAUCGACAAUCAGCAGGACCCCUAUGAGAUACUCGAUAGGGGCUACUCAGCGAUGCACUACAUCUCUCGCAAGGAGUCCCCUGGCAAUAGAAGGAUGAGACCGAACGAGAAAGGGUUUCCCCUCUUCGUGUUCAGGCUCCCGUCCGCCACGGAUGAAUCUGAAAUAGCUGAAGUCUUCUCGGAAUUCGGUCAAGUCAGCUCGGUACACAUCUUACCUUUCAGAAGGCUGGCCAUUGUGUCAUUCAACACUCUUGAGGAAGCUGUCAAUGCUAUGACUGCUGUGAAUCUGCGAAUAGCUAGCAGUGACAAUAGAGUCCCCGUCAACUGGCUCGCCUCUGGGGUACAUCUUGAGUUGGAGCACGCUUACCAUGAUGACCUGAGUACCGGCGAGGCUCAUCACCAAGGGUGUCACCAAGAAUCCUCAUCCGACUACCGCACUGCAUUCGCUUGUGGUCCAUCAUCAUCAUCUGGUCACCGGCAGCCAUUUGGGCAUUUGUAGACCGCCAGUUCUUAUGAUCAUCCGACCAGAUAUUCGAGGACCGCGGAUGCAGCAGGUGCUGCGGCUGGCAACCACGACUCCUAGAGCAGCUAGCCUUGUUGUAGAUGUUGCAUGAUGUAUUUCAAUACCCGCUUAUUGGUAUUAGUAAUAUUACUUGAUUAUUGACAUCAGCCGUCGAGAACGGUUAUCUCUUUACUGCAGCUCUCAUCAAGCGGCACCAACAGUCUGCACUUGUUACUGCAGGCUGAGGUUGCUCACAGUGCUGCCUUCUUUAGCUGUCAUUCAUAUAGUAUCAGUACUCUCGCGUACUGUGGUAACAUUCUCCUACGUAAGUUAUGAAGAAAAGAGCCAGAAGAUGUCCAGUAUUAGAUUACUCGAUGUUGAAACGUAUUUCGUGACCGAGCUUACUCCAGGUCAGGAAUUGGAUAUUAUUAUCAUCAUCGUCACUAGAAGCGUUCCACGUCGUACAACAUAGUGUUCCAGUAUACCAGAAAUCAUCGUUCGUUAUCAAUUAUUAUUAUUAUUAUCAUCAUCAUGAUCAUCGCGAAUACUUGAAAAUUCCCGCGUCGUUUUAGAAGAAUAUUUUUGCACAUCGCACUGGUCGUUCGAACUACCAUAGACGUUGGGAGGAGGGUGCGCAUGGUAUCGGAGCUCUACAUAUUCGGCAACUCCCUGCCAUUCUAACUCUUCCGCUCAACGCAGUCUGUCUUGAUGUUGUUGUCGCUGCUUUGUUGUCAUCAAGUACGUGCUUCAGUCAGUGUUCUAUGCGAUUCAAUGGAAUUAUAACGCCAAUUUGUGACAAUUGCUAUCACUAUUCAGUCCUUUCGAAUCUGUCCUGUCAAUUGCAUCUGAUACUUCAUACUAAUGCCUAUCGAGCUGAUCAUUAAUAUUAUCGUUGUAGUAGUAGUAGCAGUAGUAGCAAAAGCAGCAGCCUCGUGAACUCCUGCCCCCUGCCGAUCGUGAUCAAGUUAUUAAAGACCCACUUAGAGAAAAGGCUCUAGUUAUUGGUGCUUAACGACUCUAAAUAAUGUUGUGUCGACUUUGACCACCAUUUUGCUGUUACAAAUGGAAUUGUGCCUGAUGUUGUUGUUGCUCACAACAGCGGCCCAUCCACUGCGUUGGUCGCUGCUCCUCAUACAGUAUCAUGUCAAUGCCUUACUUGUAGCUACUGCUACUGACAUCAUAACGGAUGGUAGCUGUUGCCACCACGUUAUGUGUCCGACUUAGAGCAGGUUGGCUGCUGCCCUAUUCUGUCUAAG